UCACCUAAUCUUACUAAAUGGAUAAGAUACAUAUUUUUAUGAUGACAAAACCCACAAAUAAUAGCCUAUCCCCUAAGCCAAAGAUUUCACAAACAAUCCACAUGGCAAGCAUUCUUCAUCCCUCAUCCUUUCUUUCCUCCUCCUCCUCUUCCUCCUCCUCCUCCACCACCACCACCACCACAAAACCACCAGUUCCACCACCUUUUUCCAGACCCCAAUCCACCUUAUCACCACCCUCUAAACCCCUUUUAACAAAAUUAACCACCACACUAACAUCCACAGCAUUAGCCACAGCAAUACUAACAACCUCUCCUCCUUCUCUGGCAGAUUCCCCCACAACCUACAACAUUUACUACGGCACAGCUGCUAGCGCCGCCAAUUACGGCGGCUACGGCGGAAAUUCCGACAAGAAAGCGUCGGCUGAGUAUAUUUACGACGUCCCCGGUGGAUGGAAAGAGCGUCUGGUGUCGAAAGUUGAGAAGGGCACAAAUGGUACAGACAGUGAGUUUUAUAACCCGAAGAAGAAAUCUGAGAAAGAGUACCUUACUUACCUUGCUGGGUUUAGGCAAUUAGCACCUAAAGAUGUAAUCCUGAAUAACUUGGCUUUAUCUGAUGUGAAUUUGCAAGACCUAAUUGCUAAUGCUGAUGGGGUUACAUCAGAAGAGAGGAAAGAUGAAAAUGGGCAAUUGUAUUAUGACUAUGAAAUUGAUGGAGUUUCUGGUCAUAGCUUGAUUUCUGUUACUUGUGCUAAGAAUAAACUGUAUGCUCAUUUUGUCAAUGCGCCGGCGCCGGAAUGGAAGAAGGAUGAAGACAUGCUGAGGCACAUCCAUCAGUCUUUUAAAACUGUUGGGUAAUAUAGCAAUUGCAUUUGUUUAUAUAGAGUCAAGAGUUUUGGAAUAUGUAAUAAAUGGUGAAGGAAAGAGAUUUUCAUGUUCAUAGCUUUUUCUGGGAUGUGUGCUUGACAAUGAUAAGAUUGAGACACUCAAUAUAAUCACUAUCUCUUCAAAUUGA
This is a messenger RNA of Solanum dulcamara, 1011 nucleotides long. RefSeq names its product thylakoid lumenal 19 kDa protein, chloroplastic. The transcript has a single exon. The record is from RefSeq and is a predicted model, not a curated record. Lineage: Eukaryota; Viridiplantae; Streptophyta; Magnoliopsida; Solanales; Solanaceae. Bases 18 to 854 code for a protein of 278 amino acids.